AACCCAGACGGGAAAAGGCCAGCAGACAAGGUCGCUUUUCCCGGCGACACCGCAACGGCGAGGCGCGUGGUGCUGAAUAGCGUCCGCCCGCUCAGCCUGGGGACCGCGGGGCUCUCGGCCGCGAACACAAAGGAGAGGAGACCGGCGGGAGCGGGAGAGGCAGGCGCGCAGCAGUUCGCUCUGCACCUCCGGGAAGCCAGGCUCGUCUCCCUGGCGGGGGAAGGAAGGGGCGCCUGACGGUCGGCAGGAGGAGGAGGGAGCGGGUUUCCCGCGGAGACGCGGGACGCGGCAGAACUCUGGACAGCGCCUCGCGAGCGGGACUCGGAGCCCCGGGCCGGCGGGCGUCCCGGCUGCUCUGCAGAAGCCCCGCCACCCGGUCCCUCCGCGCUCCCGGACUCCGACCCCCGAUCCUCCCAAGAUCCCUGUCUGGACGGGCCAGGGGGCGGAGCGGCUCCUUCGCCUUUGGCCGGGCCAGGGAAGAGGGUCUCCGGUUCUGGACAUCCAGUCCUUGCGGACAAUGCUUCACUGGUGAAGAAAGAAAAGUUUUGGGGUCUGGUAGAGGGAGGAAGGGGUAAGGACGACAGUGGAAGAGAGAAGGUGGAUGGUUGGUUUCCCACGCUGACCUGGAAGGAAUGAUGACCGAGGAAGAAUGUGCACCAGCGGCCAGAUUAUUGGGAGCCUCUUGGUGCUCUCCGUGCUGGAGAUAGGGCUGGGGGUGUCCAGCGUGGCCGUGGGGGCGGUCAGCUUCAGCCUGGCCCUCCGACAGCACAAGCCGCAGCUCGGAGACUCGUCCCCGGUAUGGAGCGGGGUGUGUUUUCUUCUUUGUGGCAUAUGUGGGAUAUUGUGCGCCAAAAAAAAAUCUGGACUUGUCAUGAUCCUCUUUUCCGCCUGCUGCAUCUGUGGACUCAUCGGGGGCAUCCUGAAUGUUCAGUUCCUCCGAGCAGUGACAAAGAAGACCUCUUCCCUCUAUCCUCUGCAUCUCGCCUCCAUGUCUCUUGCCUGCAUUGGGAUUGGUGGCUGCACCCUCUCUUCAUGGCUCACGUGUCGCCUAGCCAGCUAUGAACAGAGGAGGAUGUUCUCAGAAAGGGAGCAUUCGCUGCACCACUCUCAUGAGAUGGCCGAGAAAGAAAUGACAGACAGCAUGAGCAAUGGAGGACCACAACUGAUGUUUAAUGGAAGAGUAUAGCCGAUGUUUUAAAGAACUGGACAUUUUUUAGGACUUUCAUGAGGCAAGGAAACACCAAAGGACUGGGAGAUAAAACUAAAACAUUUGUUGCAUUUGCUGUUACCUCUCCUGAGCAUCCACUAAAAUUAUUCUUCCUCAAUUUUGCCUCACUUAUGUCCUCAGCUUUUUUUACUGGGUGAAAAACUUUCCAGAAAUGUUCUAGUACAGAAAUCUCAACAUUUUCCAGAUGGCUCUUAAAAAGACAUUUCAAGAAAAAAAAAAUAAGAAAUAGAUAAAACAGAAGGGUUCAUAUUCUGUACAAACACUUUUUGACUAGCAUGAGGGUUAGAUCUGUCAUGAUGUAUUUCAUGUAAGUAAUUCAAAUUGCAACUAUCAAGAAAUAACAAUAACUUACUGAGUUUGUGUUUUGAAAGAUGUUGGUUUCAAGAAUACCACAAUUCAAAACCUCAGCAAUGCCUUGUAAAAACAUUGCAAUGAUUUUCAAUUUGAAUAAACUAUAUUUCCUAAUUUAUUUGUAAAAGACAAAAAACUUAAAGCAUAAAAAGAUUUUUAGAGAAAGAAUACUAA
Artibeus jamaicensis (Jamaican fruit-eating bat) is the source of this 1753-nucleotide messenger RNA. RefSeq names its product transmembrane protein 196 (gene TMEM196). NCBI's taxonomy places the organism in Eukaryota, Metazoa, Chordata, Mammalia, Chiroptera, Phyllostomidae. The coding region runs from base 650 to 1186 and encodes 178 amino acids. The transcript has 4 exons. The record is from RefSeq and is a predicted model, not a curated record.